This is a messenger RNA of Eucalyptus grandis, 875 nucleotides long. RefSeq names its product disease resistance protein TAO1. Lineage: Eukaryota; Viridiplantae; Streptophyta; Magnoliopsida; Myrtales; Myrtaceae. The transcript is spliced from 3 exons. The record is from RefSeq and is a predicted model, not a curated record. Bases 195 to 875 code for a protein of 226 amino acids.
UCUCAUUCUCAAAUAAAAGUCGUAUAUCCUAGGAUUGGGGAUUCUUUUUUUUUUUCUUUUGUUUAGGAAAUUUAUCAAUUUUUUCCUGCCCAUUUGAGUUGUAAAACAUAGUGGUUGGAAGUUGACAAACUACUUGGCAUCAUGCAAAAUUUCACUUGCAGACAAAGUGUAAGGUUCAAGCACUUGAGAUAUCUAUGUAUGGUUCCCCCAUAGAGAUUAGAAAUGAAGACUUUAAAAGGUUGCCGAACCUAAGAUUCCUCGAUUUAAAAUAUGGAACUUAUGUUGGGGACUUUGCAAGGUGUCAUUCAAAUUUGAGAUGGUUUUCUUGGAGUUGGGAGGAUCAUGGGAUGAAUAAACUCGAUUUGGAUCAUGGGAUGAACAAACUCGAUUUGGAUUUUAGGGCAAGCAAUUUGUAUUUGGAUAAGCUUGUUGUUUGUAAACUUCACGGCCUUGACUUCAAGGAUGAUUCAAAAGCAUGGGACUUGAUCAAGAGAGCAAAAAAUUUGAAAGUUCUAUCUAUUACUUGGUGUUCUGGCAUAACGACAAUCCCAAACAUCUCUAGAUGCUCAGCUUUAAAGAGAUUGACUCUUGUUCAAUGCUCCAGUCUAAAGAGAAUUGAAAGCUUCAUUGGAGAUCUACAAUCCUUGAUUGAGUUAAAGAUUAUAGAUUGCUUGAAUUUAAUUGAUUUGUCAAAAGAAGUGGGGGCACUGGUGAAGCUCAAUACUUUCUCCUUGCGGCAUUGUAGAAGGUUGAGAGAACUUCCAGACUCACUUGGGAAUUUGACCUCAUUGAAAGAGUUAGAUUUGUUAGAGAUUAUCCAUUCCUUUAGAAUUAAGGAAGCUGCGGAAGGAAGUGGAAUCUUUGUCAAGCCCUAG